This is a messenger RNA of Caenorhabditis remanei, 1449 nucleotides long. RefSeq lists its product as uncharacterized. Gene Ontology annotation, molecular function: transmembrane transporter activity. Gene Ontology annotation, cellular component: membrane. Bases 1 to 1449 code for a protein of 482 amino acids. Gene Ontology annotation, biological process: transmembrane transport. The transcript is spliced from 5 exons. Lineage: Eukaryota; Metazoa; Nematoda; Chromadorea; Rhabditida; Rhabditidae. The record is from RefSeq and is a predicted model, not a curated record.
AUGUGGUAUGAUGUUAACCGUUUCCAUAUUUUCGCUUUUAUAACUUGGCAAUUUGCUAACUUCUUCGGGAGUCAGAAUAUUUUCGGAAUCUAUUCGAAUCAUGUUCCGAAAUGGAAAUGCGGGAAUGAUUCGCAGCCAACAAAAGACUGUAAAGUGUAUUCUUCGUGCCCGAAGAAUAAGUUGAUGUUUGUGGAUCCAGCGUAUUAUUCGGCUGCUAUCGAAUUUGAUUGGAUCUGUGGCUCUUCAUCUUUCAAUCAAUCAUUUUUCACUCAAAUUCAAUAUUUUGGAGUUCUUAUCAGAACAUUACUUUUCGGAUAUCUAUCAGAUAGAUUUGGAAGGAAACCUGUUGGAAUUUUUGUUUUAUCAAAUGGAAUUUGUUCUACUUUUGCCAGUGGACUUGCCCCGAAUGUGACUAUUUUAUUUGCAUUAAGAUUCUGUGUUGGCCUCUCCAUCGGUGGAACAAUCGUCGUUCUCUGUGCAUGGAUAAUGGAAGUAAUUCUUCCACAACAACGAAUGGUUUUACGUGGAUUCUUCAAUUGGGGAUGGAGCAGAAUUGGAUUAACAAUAUUAUGUUAUUUAACUCGUGAAUGGAGAUUUGCCUCCUUUACAGCUGCAAUUUCUCUGAUUCCUGCUCUUAUUCUUGUGAUUUUUGUGCUGCCUGAAUCUCCAAUUUGGCUACACAGCAAAGGAUUCAAAGCGAGAAUGACUCAAAGUGAAAUUCACAUUACAAAAGUCGCUGGUGUCCCAUAUACUCCAGUGGAACACAAAACUCUCCGUCCGAAAACAUUAAAAGAAACAUUAAAGACGAGGGGAAUGUUCAAGAAACUUCGAAUAUUGUGGUCAAUGUGGUUCAUUAUUGCUAUUUGUAGUACAGCAAUGGAUCUUAACUCUGGAAACUUAGCAGGAGAUCUCUACUUGAAUCAACUAUGCUUUGGAGUUCUACUUGUCUUCUCUAAAAUGUUGCUUCUUCUGGUAGAUACUCAUUUUUCCAGUUUCAAAAGAAGAACUUUACACCAAGGAUCUCUCAUUGGAUCAUUGAUUUGCAUCACUGUUUUGACUUGUUUCAUGGCAAAGGAUUACCAUAGCACAGGAGUCCUUAUUGUCUAUCUAUUCGGAACAGUUUUCAUCGAAUACACGUGGGAUGCGUGUUAUCUUUGUGCAAUUGAAUUAAUGGAGACUUCAUCGAGAGCAAGUGCUACUGGUUCAUGUUCUCUUUUUGCUCGUAUCGGGAAAAUUCUGGCUCCGAUUCUGAUUCACGCUAACGCGUGGUGGCCGUAUUCAGUUAACACAACUGUUUUGCUUUUGGGAGUUAUUAACUUGUUAAUUUCGUAUUUCUUCUUGCCAGAAUCAAAAGGAGUCAAUUUGGAUGAUGUUCACGUGGAUGAUGACGAAAAUGUUGAAGUUCUUCUAGCAGGAAGACUUAUUCUGGAAGAUUCACAGUUUGACUGA